This is a messenger RNA of Penicillium lagena, 297 nucleotides long. RefSeq lists its product as uncharacterized. Bases 1 to 297 code for a protein of 98 amino acids. Lineage: Eukaryota; Fungi; Ascomycota; Eurotiomycetes; Eurotiales; Aspergillaceae. The record is from RefSeq and is a predicted model, not a curated record. The transcript has 4 exons.
AUGGCUGCUUCCAUUGCUCCAGAAUGCAACGAUAUCAAAGACUCCAAAGAUAGCUGGCAGCUGAACGCAAAGGCUAACCACGACAUCCGAUACAGGAAAUAUGACACCUGCUUCCUAAAAUGGUACAGCGAGAAGUACCUUCGUGGCAACACAUCAUCCAACGACUGCGAAGAACUCUUCACCAAGUACAAGUCUUGUCUAAAUAAAUCUCUAAAGGAGAGAGGCAUCGAAUCGAUGCUAGAUGAUGCCCGGAAGAGUAGUAGCGAGACGGACUCGGAGUUUCUCAAGAAGUCCUAG